Anastrepha ludens (Mexican fruit fly) is the source of this 2303-nucleotide messenger RNA. RefSeq names its product NAD-dependent protein deacetylase Sirt6 (gene Sirt6). NCBI's taxonomy places the organism in Eukaryota, Metazoa, Arthropoda, Insecta, Diptera, Tephritidae. The record is from RefSeq and is a predicted model, not a curated record. Gene Ontology annotation, molecular function: NAD+ binding. The coding region runs from base 243 to 1277 and encodes 344 amino acids. The transcript is spliced from 5 exons.
UCUAUCAUAUGAUUUACAUAUUUUGUUUACAGUGCAUUUCUAGCUUUUCAUUGCGAUUUUUGUUUUGUUAACGUCAUUUGGACCUUUUAAAGACCAAACAAAAAUGGUUCUGGCAACACUACACGAUUGCCAUUAUUUACAAACUCGAUUCUAUCCACUCUCCAUUGGAGGGCAUUUGUUGUGUUAUUUGUAGUUUUUAUUAUUUUGCUUGCCGCAUAAUAUUUACUUUUCUUGGUCAAAACAUGAGCUGCAAUUAUGCAGACGGUUUGUCACCAUAUGAAAAUAAAGGGAUUUUAGGAUUACCAGAGAGGUUCGAUAGCGCUGAGACAGUGGAGAAGAAAUGCGCCGAACUGGUAGACUGGAUGUUGGCCGCACGGGGACGCAUUGUGAUACAUACAGGCGCUGGCAUAAGCACCAGUGCUGGUAUACCUGAUUUUCGUGGUCCGAAAGGUGUGUGGACACUGGAGCAGAAAGGUAAAAAACCCACCAUAAAUGUAUCCUUCGAUGAAGCAAAACCCACUAAAACACAUAUGGCAUUGCGUGCUUUGGUAGAAGGAGGAUUUGUGCGAUACAUUGUAAGUCAAAAUAUCGAUGGACUACAUUUAAAGUCAGGUUUGUCACGUCAUUACUUAGCCGAGCUGCACGGAAAUAUGUUCGUAGAGCAAUGUAACAAGUGUAAACGACAAUUCGUGCGGGUCAAAGCAGCAGAGACCGUGGGACAAAAGCCUUGUGGCGGUAUGUGUCGUUCUGCUGAAAAUGGAAACGUGCGCGCAUGUCGUGGAGGCUUGCUUUUAGACAAUAUCCUUGACUGGGAGGCUGAUCUACCAGAGCGAGAUUUAGAUAUAGCUUUCUUACAUUCCAGUUUAGCGGAUGUUAAUAUAUCGAUGGGCACCACUCUUCAAAUCAUACCAAGUGGGAAUUUACCGCUGAAAAAUAAGAAAUUCGGAGGAAAGUUGAUUGUUUGUAAUCUGCAACCAACAAAACAUGACAAAAAAGCAGAUUUAAUUAUAUCAACCUAUGUGGAUGAUGUAUUGGAAAAAGUAUGUAAACGGUUGGGCAUUGAAAUACCGGUUUAUGAUGCAACGGGGGACCCCACAAAAGUAUCAACUGCCGAAAAUUCCGAUUGGACUAUUCCAGCUGCAGCGAUUAAGAAGUUAGAGAAAGAAUACAGUGAUAAAUUAAAGAACCAUAAAAUGCAGCGAAAGUUGCUAAAUAUUAAAAGUGUUGCAAAAAAAGAAGAAGUGGUAGCAAAUAAGAAGAGCAAACACGAAAUAUAAAAGCGUGCGGUCAACUUUUUUUUUUUUUUUGUUAUCCAUGAAUACUCAGUUUUUCUUUUCUUCUCAGAUAUUUAAUCUUUUAACGGACUGCAAAAUAUCCAAGUACUGAAUUUUCAAAAAAAAAAAAUAAGAAAGUAAAUGCUUAUGCUCACUCUAUGAUAUUAAUAUGAAUAUCAAACGCAAGAGAGCUAUUAAAAAAUGUUUUUUGUUUUUACUUUAGACUUUCAUAGUAUCAAAUAUUUGUUUAUAAACGAAGUUUAAAAGAAAACGAAAACAAUUUUUUAAUCGCUAGAUACAUCCUGCUUCCUUUGAUGCCCUUAUUAAUAUUCCAGACUGAGUAUAAGUAUUAAAACCAUUUUUUGAAAAUUUAGCCCAUUAAAAUUUUAAAGUUCUCAAUUUAGAUGAGAAAAUGAAAAACUAAAUAUGCAGCCUUACUAUAUAAGACGAAUGAGAUGGGGCGCGACUACCAUGCGGAAGUGCAAGGAUUCAAAACUUCGGGGCACGAAACACCAAGUGAUAGCAAAAGUUUUUUCCAAUAGCUGCUCAGUAGGCACUGGCAGAAACGACUCAUAAAAAACAUCUACCGGUCGGAGGCGUCAUAAAACUGUAGGUCCUUCCAUUUGCGGAAAAAUAUUUAGAGGGGGGAGUUCGAUCAAACAUCCAAGAAAAGGGUGUAAGUGUCAAUUGUAUACUUUUGCUAUUCAACGGUGUAAUCAUUAAAUCAGUGCAUUUAACAUUAACUAUAUUGCAAUUCGCAACUAAUUAAACUAAUUUUUAAGUAAACAUAUUUUUUCAGUAUUCCACGGCGUACACUUCUUACCAUUUUACAUGCAGCAAAUAAAAUUCUACAACUCUCGAAAAUAUUGUAUUUACUAUUUAUGCAAAUAUUUUGAAUAUUUAUUUUCCCUUUUUAUAUAGAUAUAUUUAUAUGUGUUCUUCAUUCAAACAUUACAUACGCAUUUGUGGAUUCUUUAAAUAAACCACUUCAAUCAUUUAAAAUUUUAUUUGAAUGUCUUAAAUUCAAUU